Molecule: messenger RNA, 3717 nt
Organism: Aricia agestis (brown argus)
Lineage: Eukaryota; Metazoa; Arthropoda; Insecta; Lepidoptera; Lycaenidae
Product: RAB11-binding protein RELCH homolog
Exons: 16
Coding region: 87-3566 (1159 amino acids)
Biological process (GO): intracellular cholesterol transport
Cellular component (GO): recycling endosome; trans-Golgi network
Molecular function (GO): protein binding
Source: RefSeq, a predicted model, not a curated record
UUGAAAAACCCUAUAAUAAAUUUAUUUUAAAUAAUUUCUCAGUAUGAUUAAUAUAUACUGGUAAUAUUAUUUUUGGAAAAAUAACGAUGAACCCUUACAAGGAUGCUGAAGAAAGUUCUAUUAAUUCAUCUGUUCAUAUAAGUUACGAGGAUAUAGCUAGCAAACUACUCAAGGAUCAUCACUUCCUUACUGCCUUAGAACUUCACACUGAACUGGUAGAGAGCGGCAAGGAGCUACCACAGCUAAGAGAGUUUUUUUCAAACCCAGGAAAUUUUGAACAGCAUGUUACUCGUGCAACUGAUUUUACUUCUAUGCAUAGAACACCUAGCUUGGCAACAUUGGACUCAUUAGACACCGCAAGAUAUUCAGAAGACGGGUGUGGAGACCGUGCAGGCAGUGGCGGUGAGGUGGCUGUUCUAGAAUUUGAACUGCGGAAAGCAAAAGAAACCAUUAAUGCUCUGCGGGCCAAUCUUACUCAGUUUGCUGAUGGAGAACCAUCGUUGGAAAAAAAAUUUGCUGACAAUACUCAAAGAACACUUAAACCUCAUGAAAAAAGAGCUUUAAAUUUUCUCAUUAAUGAAUAUUUACUUUUACAAGACUAUAAACUAACAAGCAUCACAUUUUCUGAUGAAAAUCCAGACCAGGAAUUUGAAGAUUGGGAUGAUGUGGGUCUCAACAUGCCCAGGCCAGACGGCCUGAUAUCCCUGUUUUGGGGUGGCACAUCCAGAAUGUGUCCAAAAGUAGACGCCUCUACUGAAACAUACAUCUCCUCAUAUAAUGUUCAGUGUCAAACUAAUUUGGAAGAGACUAUGAGUGUAUGUCAGGAAAGCGACGUUACUGAUUGGAGUCGUGAGGUUUUACUUCAAGCUGAAGAAAUUCAAAUGUUGAAACAGAAUAUAAUAGCUUUAGAGACUGAGAAAUUAAACUUCCAAAAACUAUAUGAUGAAGCCAUAGUGACUCUAAAUUCACUAACCAGUCCGGCCUCUGAAAGCAGAGAUUUAGUUUUACAGCUACCCGAAGAUAGACUAAAGGAAGAAAAUGUAGAUAUCGACGAAAUUAAAAUAGAAAAAGAUUUACAAGAUAAACCUAUAACGUAUAUGGCGUCGGAAAACCACUAUGGCAGCGGCAAUUCUACUCAUAGUGCUACGCCUGAUCAGUUUGAAAUGGUUUAUAGUGAUAAAAAUAAUAUCGAAGUAAAAAAAGAGAAAGAAGAAGCACACGAUCCACAGUUCAUCGACAGAGGAUCACCGCUGAGGCCUGGCAGUGUGAAUACUCUGGAGUCGCUGAGCAUCAACGACGCUAGCGAGUGGACGAGGGUGCAGUACGACUACCCCACAGAUACUAAAGAGACGUGGAUAGAAAGAAACAUUAUUCCAAACAACCUAAAAGAGAUGCUGUUAAAUUGGAGAAGAGAGAACUUUAUCCAAGACGAACCACUCGCAAACGAUCUGUUGCUAGAACUCAUUAACAGGGAGAAACCUAUCGACAUUAACGACCUUUUGCCAUUGGUCGCGGAAACUUUACCACGGAUUCUCCCUCACACGCUGGUUGGGCGGCGGGGGGAGGCGGCGGCGCUGCUGGCUGCGGGCGCGGCGCUGGCGGGCGGCGCGCGGCCCCGCCUACUGCACUCCCUCCUCACCAUGUACAAGAAACCCGAUGCCAGAGACACGCAAGUUAUAUGUCAAGCCGCCUGUCUGGUUGUGAAAUGGGGUGGCAGCGGGGAAGUUCUAUCGUGUGUCGCAGAGCUACUGGCGUCUAAAACGGCAGAAAGAAGGCUUUUAGCCAGCCAAGUGUGCCUCGCCAUAGCUCCUUACGUGCCCUUGGAACUCUGUACUUCGCUGUUCCUGAGUCUAGUGGCCCUUAUGUGCGAAUCCAGUGAGAGGGAAAUAAGGGCUAUAGGGCUAUGCGCCUCAUGCCUCGUAUGUCCGGUGGCAGAACACAAGUACAGCCAGCUAGAGAGUAUAAUGUUCAACUUCUUCAAAGAUCCCUUUGAGAAGAAUGUGCAAAAUACUGUUAAUGUGUUUUUGCCUAUUAUGGCGAGGUGUGCGCUGUGUUCAGGGAAAUUUCACAGUGAACUUUACAAACGUAUUUUAAGUAACUUCAGUAAAUCAUGCGAGGAGGGAGAAUGGAAAAAUGUUGUGCUAUACCUUGACGCCAUGAGAGUGUUAGUUUUAGCGAAAUUAGUCUACGUUGCAAAUGUUCCAAUUGUAAAGGAGGCUGGUGUCUGUGAUACAGAGAAUACUCUACAAGAUGUACCACUGAGUGAGACAACUAAUGUGACAGAUUUAGACAGUUUUCUGUCUCUUGACAUGGAUGUAAAACAGCUGAUGUCGGCCAUGAAUAGUUUGUUGAAACAGAAACCGAAAAUCAGAUGGCCGGAACUCGAUUGGAUGAUAGAUACGUUCAAUCAGAUUCUGGAAGUCACCGCAAAAUCAAAAAUGUUGCAUCAUCAUACGGCAUACGAGUUAUUAAUUACUUUAGUCAAUACCUACAUCGAGAAAGGAGGAGCUUCCUUUACAGUUGCAGUUCUAAAGCCCAUGUUUGAAAACAUAAUAACAGUUUUUGAGUCGAAAUUGGAAAAGUUGGACACGAUUAGUAGCGAUAUGUUCAUAAUAGUCGGAGUGUACCUAGCGACUGUGCUUAUUAGUACUGAAACACCGUACAAGUGUGAUAUAUUUUUGCAAAAGUGGCUAGUAUACUGCAGCAGUCGAGCGCUGCCGGUCGCUGUAUACGCGGUGCCGUUCAAAUGGCUCGCCAAACACAAACCUGAACAACUCGACACGUAUAUGAAGAAUUUGAAAAUAUUCUCGGAGAGCAUCGGCGAGAGCUUGAACGUGGUGUCUAUCCGCACAUACGUGGCUGAUCUCACCACGGAGCUGCUGAACACUGCCACCGUCACCGCCGACUGCCUGCUGAGGCACGCGGCGCCGUUGGUGCUGCGGCUGCUUGACGACGCCGACGUGGGAGUUCGUGAAGCGGCGUAUAUGGCGUGGGGCCGGGCGUGGUUUGAAUGCAGCAGUCGCGCCAAUGCAGACGAGGAUAUAGAAAAGGCGGAUUCUCGAGGGGCGGAGCUUGCGAAUAAGGCGCAGCUAUUAGCGAGAAAGGCGGACGCAUUGCUGAAGCGGACGCUCAGCGUCCGUGAGGCGGCGAAGUUGGCGCAUGUCUUCGCGUUGCUCGUUACUGAGCAGAGCCAAGUGGAUGUCGCGGUGUCAGCGCUGGGCACGCUGACAGGUCGCGUGGCGGGCGGUGUGGGCGCGGCGGGGGCGGCGGGCGGGGAGGUGGUGGCGGCGCUGAGCGCGGCGCUGCAGCUCGCCGCGCUCCAUGCGCCCGCGCACCCCGCGCUGCUGCCUGCCGCACGAAAACUGGAGGCAAUCGUCCAAUCCCCCUCCCUGUGUCAAUACAAACCGACAAUCGACGCGCUAUUGCAGCGGGCGGGGGGCGGGGCCAGCGCGUCGGUCACGCCUUCGCCACGCCUCGACGCCGCCUCCGAAGUGGGAAGACGAGUAACGCAGAUAUUCAACGCGAAAGCCGGCAACUUACAGAAUAUGUUCAAGAAGAAGACGUAACGGACGUCCUAUAUAAUUUCUCCCUAGCUAAAAAGUUUUAAGUAGAAGCUAUGUUAUGUCUUAUGUAAGGUAUGUCUUGUUUUUGUAGUAUCAAAAAAAUUGUAUUCAUAGGCAGAUAACGGACUUCCUGAGAGAGCCUGUCCACACGGCG